AUGCUUUUAAAGGUCAAAGUGCUCGUUUUCCUCCUGGGUGUGACCAGCAUCUGUAUGUUUUGGAGAGCAUACAUGCCCAUGUCACACAGUGUCUGGGCUUCUAAUCAACGUGUAUCUGAAGAAGAUCAGUGGUUAAUGAAGCAUCUCACCAAAUCUGUUGAACCAUUCUUGGCGCCAAACUUCAAUCUCGAAGAAGACGCUUUCAACUGGUGGAAGUAUUUACAAAAUGAAAAGCGCAGCUUUAGCACCUUUAAAAGAACAGCAGAUGAGCUGUUCCAGAUGUUCCCUCACACUGCGGAUGUUAAAGGAUCCGGCCCUAAACGCCGAACGACUUGUGCUGUGGUGGGGAAUUCUGGUAAUUUGAAGAAAUCCCAGUUUGGACCUCUCAUAGAUUUCCAUGAUGUCAUUAUAAGAAUGAACAAUGGUCGUACCAAAGGCUAUGAAGCAGAUGUUGGGAGCAGAACAACUCAUCAUGUCAUGUAUCCAGAGAGUGCUAUGGAUCUAGAUAACACCACUCAUCUUGUGCUGCUUCCAUUUAAGAUACUGGAUCUUGAGUGGGUCAUGAAGGCCCUCGGCACAGGAUUCUCUGGAAAAUCAUAUAUGCCAAUAAAAUCAAAAAUCAAGGCUAACAAGGAUUUAGUGAUGGUCCUAAAUCCAGCGUUCGUGAGGUAUGUUCAUGGAAUAUGGCUGGAAAAGAAAGGCAAAUAUCCAUCCACUGGCUUUGUGGCUUUGGUUCUUGCGUUGCAUAUUUGUGACGAGGUCGACGUGUUCGGAUUUGGAACAGACAAUGAUGGAAACUGGAGUCAUUACUGGGAGAUACUCAGAAACAAAGCGCUAAAAACUGGAGUACAUCAUGGACAUAACGAGUAUGGAGUUAUCCAGAAGCUAGCUCAGCAUCAUCAACUCAGGUUUUACAAAAGGUUUUGAUCUUUCGCUCAACAUUCAAAGUAUUCAAGCCUUGAUAACAAAGAAUUUACAAAGCAAAACAAGACUAAGAAGCCAUUACCGCUCAAGAGACAUCUCGUCUCUGACUGCCUGGACACAACCCUUCGUAAUUAAAACUGUGAGUGGUGAAUCAUCUGAACUAAAACUACAUGUAUAAUGAAUGUGACUGAUCCCUCUCACUGGGUU
Molecule: messenger RNA, 1131 nt
Organism: Cottoperca gobio
Lineage: Eukaryota; Metazoa; Chordata; Actinopteri; Perciformes; Bovichtidae
Product: CMP-N-acetylneuraminate-beta-galactosamide-alpha-2,3-sialyltransferase 1-like
Exons: 6
Coding region: 1-927 (308 amino acids)
Biological process (GO): sialylation
Cellular component (GO): membrane
Molecular function (GO): beta-galactoside (CMP) alpha-2,3-sialyltransferase activity
Source: RefSeq, a predicted model, not a curated record